UCCCAGAGACGCCUGUGAAUGCCCUUGAAGCAGAGCAGACAUCCUCUGAGGCUGCAGAGAAACGGCUCAGCGUGGAAGUUAAAGAUGAAGGCUGUGGGGGGCCCAGCUGUCCGGGUGAUUGGCCGCCGACUGAAAAGGAGAUGCUAGCGCUGGAAAGUCCAAAGCAAAUGGAGACGCAUGAGGAGAGGAAAGUGAGGCGCUCUCUGCAUUUGACGGAGGAGGAAAGUUCUUCCAAUCCUCCCAGAUCAGGCAGGGAGCUGGGGAAGGAGCUGACAGACUGUGCUGAAGCCCCCCACGCUCUCAGUGAAUCCACAACCCAGCAGAACACCUCCAAAGGGAAGCUGGAAACAACGUGUAGCGUGUGUGGGAAGAGCUUCAGCCGGAGGACAGGCCUCUUGGCCCAUGAGAGGGUCCACACGGGAGAGAAGCCGUACAAAUGCACUCACUGUGGGAGGAGCUUCCGCUCCAAGUCAACCCUGGUAGUGCACCAGAGAACCCACACCGGGGAGAAGCCCUACCAGUGCCGGGAGUGUGGGAAGAGCUUCCCGGUGACCACGCAGCUGAUUGAGCACGAGCGGACCCACUCAGGGGAGAAGCCCUACGAGUGCACUGAGUGUGGGCAGACGUUCCGCCAGAGGUCACACCUGAAGAACCACCAGAAGAUCCACACAGGGGUCAAGCCGUUUAAGUGCUCCUACUGCGGGAAGGGCUUCAGCAUUAGCUCAGACCUCAUCCGGCACGAGAGGGCCCACACGGGAGAGAAGCCCUACCAGUGUCCGGACUGCGGCAAGCGGUUUUGCAACAGCUCGCAGGUGAUCACUCACCGGCGGGUCCACACGGGGGAGAAACCCUACAAAUGCCUGGAGUGUGGGAAAGGGUUCACCGUCAGCCAGCAGCUGAUCCGACACCAGGCCGUCCACACCGGAGAGAAGCCAUAUCAGUGCCUAGAAUGCGGGAAGACCUUUGGCGUCAGCACGCUGCUGGCCGGCCACCUGAGGAUUCACACGGGAGAGAAGCCGUAUGAAUGCUCGGAAUGUGGGAAGUGCUUUCGGCUGCGCUCCACGCUCAUCACGCAUUUGAAAAUCCACACAAUACCUCUGAAAGGCAAGAAACAGAGGACUUGCAGCGUGUGUGGGAAAAGCUUCAGCCGGAGCACCGGCCUGAUCGCGCACCAAAGAAUCCACACUGGAGAGAAACCGUACGAGUGCUCGGCCUGCGGGAAAUCCUUCACCUUGCGGUCCAAUUUGAUUUCACACGAAAGGACCCACAAUGGGGAAAAACCAUACCCAUGCCAUGAGUGUGGGAAAAGUUUUAGCGUCAGUUCGCAGCUCAUUAAACACAAGAGAACCCACUCUGGGGAAAAACCGUACAAAUGCACAGAAUGCGGACAAGCGUUCCGCCAGAGCUCUCACCUUAAAAACCACCAGAGAAUCCACACGGGUGAUAAACCGUUUAAGUGUUCAGAUUGUGGGAAAAGCUUCAGCGUGAGCUCAGACCUGAUUAGGCAUGAGAUAUCCCACACAGGGGAGAAACCAUACCAGUGCCUGGACUGCGGCAAACGGUUCUGCAGCAGCUCACAGAUCAUUACUCAUCAGCGCGUUCACACGGGAGAAAAGCCCUAUAAAUGCCUGGAGUGUGGGAAAAGCUUCACUGUGAGCCAGCAGCUCAGUCGGCACCAGAGAGUUCACACUGGAGAGAAACCAUAUAAAUGCCCCGAGUGUGGUAAAACCUUUGGUGUCAGCACACUCCUUACUGGACACCUGAGGAUUCACACGGGCGAGAAGCCAUACGAAUGCUUGGAGUGUGGGAAAAACUUCAGGUUACGUUCAAAUCUUAUUGCGCAUCAGAAAAUACAUGCUGCGAGGAAAUCCUAGAAACUGUUUGACUGUAGGAAUAAAAAAGGGAUU
Gekko japonicus is the source of this 1907-nucleotide messenger RNA. RefSeq names its product zinc finger protein 184-like. The record is from RefSeq and is a predicted model, not a curated record. The transcript is spliced from 3 exons. Gene Ontology annotation, molecular function: DNA-binding transcription activator activity, RNA polymerase II-specific; RNA polymerase II cis-regulatory region sequence-specific DNA binding. Gene Ontology annotation, cellular component: nucleus. Bases 141 to 1874 code for a protein of 577 amino acids. Gene Ontology annotation, biological process: regulation of transcription by RNA polymerase II. NCBI's taxonomy places the organism in Eukaryota, Metazoa, Chordata, Lepidosauria, Squamata, Gekkonidae.